AUGGCCGGUAUAUUUCGCACCAUCUACGACUGGCUUCUGAGGAUGUUUUGCGAAGGCGCUCUGCUGAUCACCGAUCCUAUGUAUCCUUGCAGGGCGACAGAGAUGGAUGUCACCAUGAUCGGCCUGCAGAAUGCCGGCAAGUCCUCCUUACUUCGAGUGCUCGCGGGCGGGGAAUUCACGGUUGAUUCAAUCCCCACUAUUGGAUUCAACACCAAACGUGUGCAAAAGGGCCAUGUGACCCUGAAAUGGUAUGAGAACUUGCUUUUGGAGAAUCUGAUCUGGGGCCGCCAAUUACCCGCGGAAAUCACAACCCGAGAGCUUGCAUAUACUGACCGUCGCAGUUGGGAUUUGGGUGGACAGCCUCGAUUUCGCCCGAUGUGGGAGCGAUACUGCCGGGGUGUGAAUGCGAUCGUAUACAUCGUUGACGCUGCCGACAAGGCGGCUCUGCCCGUAGCGACGGAGGAACUGCACGAAUUGAUGCAAAAACCGACCCUUGACGGAAUUCCGCUCUUGGUGCUCGGCAACAAAUCUGAUCUCCCGGAGAAGCUGUCUGUUGAUGAACUGAUCGAUGCCAUGGACCUCAAGUCCAUCACUCGCCGCGAGGUGAGCUGUUACGGAAUCAGCGCCAAGGAAGAGACCAACCUAGAUGCCGUGUUGCAUUGGUUGAUGGCUCGCGCCAGUCGGUAG
Molecule: messenger RNA, 687 nt
Organism: Penicillium oxalicum
Lineage: Eukaryota; Fungi; Ascomycota; Eurotiomycetes; Eurotiales; Aspergillaceae
Product: ADP-ribosylation factor-like protein
Exons: 5
Coding region: 1-687 (228 amino acids)
Biological process (GO): protein transport
Cellular component (GO): lysosomal membrane
Molecular function (GO): GTP binding; GTPase activity
Source: RefSeq, a predicted model, not a curated record